GGGCGAAAAAUUAAAACCAAACGUCACUUGGAAAGCCGAACAACCGCCGUUCGGUUCGCAGCUGAGCGGAGUAGAGCAGCAGCACCAGCAGCAGCAGCAGCAGCAGCAUAAUAACACUCCUUAACGCGACCGUUAGUUUAGUCGCAGUCUUUAGUCUCGAGCUGACGCACACACACUGUUCCCGGGGGCCGGCCAAUCGGUGUGUAUCGGCUUUUUGUAGCGUUGCUGGUGCCGGUUUUACGGGAUUGUCGGGUGCUGCGGUUGUUGUUGGACGGAUCGCUCACCGGGUGCUGUGUGGAAUAAAAGACGACGGAUAAUCGGACAUAUCCUUUGGUCCUUUAGUUCUUUGGUGGUGAAGUAGUUUUGUGUGAGUGUUUGUGAUUGUGUGCUGUGAACCCUUUUCGGCGGAAGGACACCGAAUUUUGGGAUCGUCGAGCAGCAAGACGCCAGCUGAUUUCGUUCAAUCCGGUGUGUGUUGAUUGUUUAAUUGAGCGCCUUCGGUUUGCUGCAGCGUUACAUUGACAGUGAAAGUGUUCAACUUCCGGGCAAAGGCAAUGAAUCGUGGAAGGUGAACGGAACAGUUUGAAGUUAAGCUUGGUGAGUUUGCCAAGCAAAAGGAAAAGGAAAAAAAACAAAAGAUUAAUGUGCCGGAUUAAGGAGAAGAAUGUUAAACAACCUGGUGGAAGUGUAAUAUAAGUUGUUUCAAUCAAGUGUCCGAGUAGCAGUUUUGGGUUGGGAUAUGUGGAUGUGAAUAAUUUAAGUACUUAGUAGGAAUUCCCUGUACCCGUGCGCUUAGCAUAAAACUACAAUUACGCUAAUUUCUUAACUUGCGGCCAGCACUAACUUGGGCAGUGGAGUGAAGGAAGAGGUAUCUCGCCCACGUGAAGUCUCGGGCUCGGUGUGUAUGUCGGGAACGCUGUGAAACCGAUGCUAAUGUGAUUGUCAAAGCGUGGCCACACGUCGUCGUCCGUUCACUGCGCGUUGUUGUGCUACUCAUUAACGCUUCCGUGGAGUAAUAUCGUCGCCUACUGCUUCUUGACGCGCGCGCGAUAGUUUUUAUGUAUUUUUCACGCAUCAUCAUCAUCACGCGCGCUGUCAUCGACAGACGAAGAAGACGUAUCCGCUAGCAGCGGUAAGUGCAGUCGGAUCGGUUGUUGUGAUUCAGCCCGGAAAAGGAAGGGGUUGCCGUGAAACAGCUACAUCCCAGCGAGGAACGUUCGUCAGCGCCAGAGCCCGUGAGCCAGACAGCACUUGUUCCUCGGCGAUGAUGUACCCACUUUCGGCGAUGCUUUGCUGAGACGAAACGAUGGAAUAUGGAGGACGGUGGAGCGGACCCCGAGAACAACAAUAGUAGCCACUGUGGAAUGUUAGGAAUCAGCAUGCCAUGCGAAGGAGCCGGUCAUGACUUUAGCACCGUCCGGAAGGAACUGGAGUACGCGAACGCGAUCGCCGCGCACUACGGCGCCACGGACAAGGGUGAUCGAAUCAUUAGCUAUAAAAUAGAGAAUAGAAGACGAAGCGAUCACUGUAGCCGGUCGAACAGUCCAUUUCUGAGCCCGACCUCAACCGAUCUAGACGGCCGGUGUAGUAAUAGCAGCAACAAACCGGCCGGAAUCCUGCGUACCGCCCAGGACAAGAUGUCACCACUCUCGAUGCCCACCGGUCCGAGUGCGACCUCGACGACAGCAGCUGCCGCCGCCGCUGCCGUGGCUGCCGCCCAAGUACACCUUAAUGGAACUAUGCAAGACAUGUUAAAUCUACAGAAACUUCAGAGUCUAGCACAGCUAACGGGGGCGAGCGUGUUAGGCCCGAGCCUGGGACUCCCGACGUCUCCUCUGCUGGGGAAUUCGCCACUCAACCUGAGCUUGUCGGGUCAAAAUCACAGCCCGCAGGUAUUGGGGUUAGGGCCGGCGGCACCAAUUGCGGCGGCCGCACCUCAGAUGCCACAGCUGCUGUUGGCGUCGGGACAGAUUAUGCAAGGAAUCCAAGGUGCCCAGUUGCUCAUACCGACGUCUCAAGGUAUUGCCACCCAAACGAUCCUCACGAUCCCGGUCGGCCAGCAGGUGAUAUCGAACAUGAGCAGUGAAGCCCUGCUGCAGUCGUUGAACUUUAACAAUUCACUCAGCGAAACGCUUAGCUCACAGGCGGCUCAAGCGGCCGCUGCUGCUGCCGCCGCUAGCGGUGGCCUUUUUGUGACUCCCCGCGAUGCUACGGGAUCCUCCAGCUCUGGGUUGCUUUCGACGCAAUUGCUCGCAUCCGCGGGAGGACAUUCCCUGCAGCAAUCGCAACAACAUUCCCCCAAAGGUUUGCACUACGCCAACCAUCACCACCAUCAUCACCAUCACCUUGGAGAUGUGAAGUUUAAGCCAAACUCCACCUCGUCCUCGUCGGCCACUUCGGCUUCCGGUUCGAGCUGUCUGCCCCACGAUACCCACCGGCAAUCCAGUCACUCGUUGUCGUCCUCCACCGCCUCUAACUCUCUCGGACAUGCGACAGGUGGUCGCAUGACGCCUGACAUCCAGCAUCGGACGAAGCUACAAUCCGGUGACUCUCCGAAGCGGAUCUCACUGGCCACGUCUUCUCCGCCAGUGUCAACGCUCAGCCGGCCCGCUAGUUAUGCUUCCUGUUCGUCCUCACCUUACGAGAAAUCGAUACCGAUGAAGCGUACCCUUUCUCCGCCGGCCACCCUGAACUGCACCACUCCGGGCAGCAGUAGUGGCCACUCUAGUAACGGACAUCUGCAGGUGAACGUUCCCGGCGGUGCCAUCAGUGCAACGAGCCCUCGGUCUCCCUCGGACAGUGCAAUCAACAGACUUGGUCUACCGAGUGGCAGCGAUCUGAUCGCAUCCAAAUCGAAGCUAUCGCCUGCCGGGUCGUCUAGCUCCGGUCUAGCUCUACCCAAGGAACAAUCGUCUACUCAUCCCCACUCGUCCGUCUCACCGCUCCACAAUCACUCCUCCUCUGGACCAUCUGCACCAGGAUCGACCGGUAGACCCGGGUCCUGCGAUCUGGAGCUGAUAGAGCAACAUCAGCAGCAGCAGCAGCAGCAUCACCGAGCACCAUCGGUUGACGACCUGGAGCUAGACAAACCAUCCACCGUCGGCAGUAGCGGCAGCACGGCCGUACAUCAACUUCAGAAGCGACCACAUCACAGUGCAACCAGCACGCCACCGCCCAAACUGAGUCCUGCUGGGUCCGCCGGCAGAUUAUCGCACAGCGACGAUGACGACGAUGAGGCCUCGAAUCACGAGUUUCUGGAAGAGCAUCCAAAUGAGUUAACAAUCAAUCAAACUAAUUGCAACGUGGUGGACGGUAUCGAUCUGGACGACAUCAAGGAGUUCGCCAAGGCGUUCAAACUGCGGCGACUGUCGCUCGGGCUCACGCAAACCCAGGUCGGUCAGGCGCUGUCCGUUACUGAGGGACCCGCUUACAGCCAGAGUGCCAUCUGCAGCGCACUAGCCGCCCAGAUGUACUGUGCAGCGCAACUUUCAUCGCAGCAGCAGCAAAUGUUUGAAAAGUUAGACAUUACACCCAAAAGCGCACAAAAAAUUAAACCUGUGCUCGAGCGCUGGAUGAAGGAAGCGGAGGAAAGUCAUUCGUCUAGGUACAAAUCGGGCCAAAACCACGUGCCAGACUUUAUCGGUGUGGAACCGUCCAAGAAGCGGAAACGAAGGACAUCCUUUACGCCGCAAGCGCUCGAGCUGCUGAACGGUCACUUUGAACGGAACACACAUCCUUCCGGAACUGAAAUAACCGGCCUAGCCCAUCAGCUCGGUUACGAGCGGGAAGUUAUACGCAUCUGGUUCUGCAACAAACGCCAAGCGCUCAAGAACACCGUGCGGAUGAUGUCCAAGAGCUUCAAGAUGGAGAAUACUUAAACCCGCGUCAACAUCCUUUGCGGACGACGGAUGGUGGGAGUCGAACGAACGCGACUUCGAUCGCGAACCAUAGCCAUAUAACGUAAGGUGCCAUUCCGAUAUUGAGUAUGUAUACAUAUGUAGGAUACGUAGCAUGAUACUAGGACGUACGAUCUAAUUGUGGAGAUUUGUGGAGGAAGGAAUUGUUUUUUCUUCUCUUUUCGUUAGUUACUUUCUUGUCGACGACCCCUCACCCUGACAAAACAGUAGCUUUGCACUGCUGAACAAAGGUAUUCGGGAUGGAUAGCAAGACUUGUUUAAAUCUUCCGAGUCUGCUCAUUCUCUACCGCUUUCCGUGUUAGUUUCCAAACAGAAACCCUCAAAACCACCCUUUCAAGAUAGGUUUCGGUUUAGCAAAAGCUCUCCUUUUUUCGUAUAAUUGCUUCGCAUCUUGUGUGAACUCGUGAAACCAAAGUUCCUAAUCUUUAUAGUAAGACAACCAGCACACAGACACAAGAAUGAAACAGGCAAAACCACUGCAUCCACUGAAACUACCCGCAGAGUCCUUAAGCAAAACUCAACUGAUCCUUCUCUAACUCAUGCGAAGAGGACAUCACAUCGGACAUGUUACAUUACAGGAAUACAUCAAAAUUAGCGAUCGUUGUAAAAUACUUCUUCAGACCACUGUACACGUAAAUCCAACCAUAGCCAUGAGUGUGUAAUAAUUAUAUAAAAAGACAAGCCGUUACACAAACAAAGCAGAGCAGAAAGUCCAGAUCCAGAAGACGUUUACAGAACGUUUUGCAGUUUGUUUCCUAUACCUCUCAACAGCACAGAUUGUACAAGCAGCCAGCUCCUCAUCACCUACAUGUGUGUAUUACUUUAUGCCAGCAAACUUUUUUGUUGAAACAGAUAGAAAGAGAGGCAUUUAUGUAGUCAGCAAAAGCCAGUGUUUAUUGUAAAACCGACAGUCCAUCACACGAGAAGCUUAGAGAUGAAGAUGUAAAUGUAUGGAUUUAUGUUGAAAACAUUAACGUUUGUCCCUGCAAACUCAUGCAACGCGAAGAAUCUAUAUCUGUUGGUAGGAAAAGAACAAAACUGUGUCAAAUAGAAUAAAGGAACGAACUCCACAAGGAAGCAGGCAAAGAACACAAAGCACAUCAUAGAACGAGAGACAAAGCUAUAAGCACCUUAUACUAUUAAGACGUGAAUUACACAAUCUCAAACAGGAAACAAGAGGAAGAAAACUAUAACCGAUUCAAAAAGACAUCACAUCCGAAAGCAAAACAUAAAGCGCUGGAAUGUUUAGACAGAAAGAUGAGUAACGAGUAAACAAAAAACCAAUGCAUUUAAUUCUAUUACAAAAGUUUGAAAUAAAGGAACAAGUAAAAUCCCCCAGAGGCACAGCCACACACACAGACAAAUCGAGGAGAGAGAGAGAGGACGAGAUACAGAGAGAGAGAGAAAGAUCGUGGUACAGCUCAUUAUUAUCCGUCGUGUCGUGUUGUCAAGGUAACGAGGCAGUGUAAUCCGUGUAAAAACUGGCAAACAAACACACAAACACAGCAACAGUCAUUGGGCGGGUCGUCAUAUCAAGUCGAGCGUUAUAAUGUAAUAUUUAAGGUAAACCCUGUAAACCGAGAGUAAAUAAGUAAAAACAACACAAAAAAAACACAACAACUAAGAAAAUACAUUUUGCAAGCAA
Anopheles stephensi (Asian malaria mosquito) is the source of this 5562-nucleotide messenger RNA. RefSeq names its product POU domain, class 6, transcription factor 2 (gene pdm3). Gene Ontology annotation, molecular function: DNA-binding transcription factor activity, RNA polymerase II-specific; RNA polymerase II cis-regulatory region sequence-specific DNA binding. The transcript is spliced from 11 exons. Bases 1314 to 3878 code for a protein of 854 amino acids. Gene Ontology annotation, biological process: regulation of transcription by RNA polymerase II. NCBI's taxonomy places the organism in Eukaryota, Metazoa, Arthropoda, Insecta, Diptera, Culicidae. The record is from RefSeq and is a predicted model, not a curated record.